ACGCAUGUUGUUUACGAAUUUAUAACCUUAAUACCAGUUGCUCAUUUAAAAUUAUAUUGAUUAUUGUAAUCUGUAACAAUUCAAUUUAUUAUGAUAAUAUUCAAAAUAUACUUCUUUUAAUGUUCUAUCACGAUGGUAAAGCGCGCUAUUAAGAAUUCGGGUUUGAGUGGAGGAGAAUCAAACAUAAUUAAUGAAAAUGGCAAAAGGCUUAACGAUUUGGAUAAUAAAGAAGGAAUAAAACGUAUAAAAACGAAAAGCUUAUAUCGUCAACCAACUGCUAACGAAUUGAAUAGGCUCCAGGAAACUGAGAAUUUGUUUAACUCGAACUUAUUUAGACUUCAAAUUGAAGAGAUACUGCAAGAAGUUAAGAUAAAAGAUAAAACUGUAAACAGAAUUAAAGAAUGGUUCUCAGACUUUAAAACACACUUAUUAUCCAUACCUGAAGACGAAACUGAAUAUGAUUUAAGUGAAAAAUCGUUUGCUAAGCAACUAAACGUUAAACUACCAAUCAGUAAAGAGCACAACAAAACAAAAGUUAUGUUUAAAUUUUACAAAUUUACUGAUGUCGAAAUAGUUGGUUCAUAUCCCCUGGGAUGUUCAAUUAAUUCAAAAUUAAUAGUUGAUUUACAAAUUGCGGUACCAGCCGAGACUUAUACUAAGAAUGACUCAAUAAAUUAUAAAUACCAUAAAAAGCGAGCUGCAUAUAUAGCUUAUAUUGCUUCUUAUUUGACGCAAACAGACAUAAUAGAGGAAUUAAAAUAUUCAUUUUUAAAUGGAUGUGAAACAAAACCAUCCAUUGAUAUUAAACCCAGUGGAAAACUUGGCAAUCAUUUAGCUAUGCGUCUGAAUCUUGUGUGUGAUGCUGAAGCCUAUAAAUUACACAGAUUUAGUCCAACUCGGAAUAAUUUAAGAGAAUCAUGGUUGUAUUCCACUGAAAAUCAGGAAAAUGUUUCUGAAAUUGGUCCACCAACCCCAUAUUAUAACAGCAGUGUGAUGUGUGAUCUUACUGCAUCAUAUAACCAAGAUUUCCUAAAAGAAAUAUUGAUGAACAGUGAAAAUUUGAAGCAGGCUGUAGUUUUGCUUAAGAUAUGGAUCAAGCAGCAUGAUUUACAAGUAUCUGGUUAUGUGAUCAGCAUGUUGAUUGCAUACCUUGUACAGUCAAAGAGAAUUAACAAUAUAAUGAGCAGUUAUCAAAUUGUACGGAAUGUUUGGAUAGCAUUGAAAUCAUCGGAAUGGGAUUCAAAAGGCAUAUCUUUGAAUAAAGACCAGAAAACACCAUCAAUAGAAGAGUUUCACCAGCAUUUUCCCAUCGUAUUUGUUGAUAAAACUGGCUAUUACAAUAUAUGCUGGCAGAUGUGUAAGGGCACUUACUGUGCUUUGAAGAGAGAAUCUGCACUCGCAAUAGAAAUAUUGGACAAUGGAAAAAUAAAUGGCUUCAUUCCAUUGUUUAUGACACCUGCCACAGAUUUGUUGCAGUUCGAUAAUAUACUGAGAUUUGAUAGUUUCCCUGAAGUGAAGGAAAAUGUGUUAAGUAGAGUUCCGAAACAAACAAGAAUGAACUAUGGUCUUGAUCAUUUGUCACUGGUAACGGACACCCUGUAUAACUUAAUAUCUAAGGGUCUUAGUAACAGAGUUGAUUUGAUACAGGAAAUUGUUGAAGCAAAUUUCUCUUGGCCAGUCAAAACUACAUUGGAGAAAGCGAAAAAGGAAGGAUAUAAAGAAAAUUUGAUGUUCGGUUUUAUAUUGAAUGAAAAUUCAAUGAACAUCGUCGACAGAGGACCACCGGCUAACAGGCCUGAAGCGGAAGAGUUCAGGGAAUUCUGGGGCGAUAAGUCGGAACUGCGUCGGUUUCAAGACGGGUCCAUCACGGAGGCGUGCGUGUGGCAAGAAGGACCCGUCCUGCCGCAGAUCCUGCAAUAUCUACUGCUACAGAAGUAUGGCGUCCCGGCGGCGCGGCUGCGGCACGUGGGCGGCGAGCUGGCGGCGCUGGACGCCGAGGGCGAGCCGGGCCCGCGCACGCGCGCCGUGCUGGCCGCCUUCGACGGGCUGCGCGCCCAGCUGCGCGAGCUCGGCCAGCUGCCGCUCGACGUCACCGCCGUGCACGGCAUAUCCCCGGUGUUCAGCUACUGCGAGCCGUUCCCGGCGGCCGCGGGGCGGGGCUUGCGGCGCGGUGACGUCACUCUGCUGGCGGACGGCGGCGCCUACACGCCCGUCAACAGGGCCGUGCUGGAGCUGACUUACAGCGGAAAGUGGCCGGGUGACUUGGAAGCGUUCCGCUGCCUUAAAGCGGCCUUCCACUUGCAAAUAGCAGAGCGUCUAAAAAAGCAGUACUCUCUCCCGACCCAAGCCUACGACUCGCACGUCGACGUGCUCAAAAACGGUCUAGUCUUCCGUCUUCAGAUCGCUCACCCCAAGGAGAUAACACUCCUACGGAGACAAGUGGAGGGGGGCGUGGUGAAGUUCAAGGAGAGCGCAGAGAGUGUGGAGCUGGAGCGCGAGACCGUGGCGCUGCCCAGACUGCGGGGGGCUCUGCACGGGCUGCAGCGGCGCCACCCCGGCUUCGGCGCCACGGCGCGCCUGCUGCGGCGCUGGCUGGCGAGCCACCUGCUGGCGCCGCACUUCGCGCCCGAGCUGUGCGCGCUGCUGGCGGCGGCCGCGACGCAGCGCGCGGGCGGCGCGCGCGCCGGCGCCGAGCGCGCCGCCCUGCUGCGCGCGCUGCGCCUGCUGGCCGACACCGACUGGCCGCGGGACGUGCUGCUGCUCGACCUCGGCGACGGCCUCGCCGAGGAGGAGAUGGCGGACAUCGAGCGGCGCCUUCGGGCGCAGUCGCCGCGGCCGAGCAUGUGCGUGUGGGCGGCGGGCGCGGACGCGGGCGCGGGCCCCCCGGGCGCCGUGCUGCGCCGCGCGCGGGGCCUGGCGCGCGCCGCGCUGCAGCACGUGCGGGCCGGCGGGGACGUGCUGGAGGUGUUCGUGCCGUCGCUGCGCGGCUACGACGCGCUGGUGCGGCUGCGGGCGCGGGGGUGGCGGCGCGGGGGAGCGGGCGCGGCCGAGGCGGCGGACGGCGAGGGCUUCAUUCCGGUCGUUGAGUUCGAUCCCGUGCAGAAAUAUUUGGACGAGUUGAGAUCAGCAUAUGAUGACUUCGCAGUGUUCUUCUACGAUGAGUAUGGAGGGGACGUCAUCGCGGUCCUGUGGAAGCCAGAUAUUGACGAACCUAGAGAAUUUCAGACAUUAAACGCGAACGCGUUAAUGCCCGUGACAAUAAACGGAGAGACGAAGUACAAAGUGAACAUCGAGGCCAUUCUUGAAGACUUCCGGAUCCUCGGCGAAGGUCUCGUGAUCGAAGUGAGCCAACCAACCGAGUGACGACGCCUUCUACAUUAUUUUAUUCAAAUAGGUUUGGCAGACUGGCAAAUGGGCCACCUGAUGGUAAGUGGCAACCACUGUCCAUAGACAUCACCACUGUAAAUUGUAAGUAUUGCUUACAUUGCUAAUGCGCCACCUUGGGAACUAAGAUGUUACGUCUCUGGUUAAAUGGGCGAUACCUACAGACGGGCUUGCGCAAAGCCAUACCACCUACAUUCAUAAAAAAGUACAGAAACUUG
Vanessa tameamea is the source of this 3602-nucleotide messenger RNA. RefSeq names its product Maternal transcript 89Ba (gene Mat89Ba). Lineage: Eukaryota; Metazoa; Arthropoda; Insecta; Lepidoptera; Nymphalidae. The transcript is spliced from 14 exons. The coding region runs from base 133 to 3363 and encodes 1076 amino acids. The record is from RefSeq and is a predicted model, not a curated record. Gene Ontology annotation, biological process: rRNA processing; tRNA export from nucleus. Gene Ontology annotation, cellular component: small-subunit processome; UTP-C complex; CURI complex.